Messenger RNA from Syngnathus acus (greater pipefish), 3016 nucleotides. RefSeq names its product histidine ammonia-lyase (gene hal). Gene Ontology annotation, cellular component: cytoplasm. NCBI's taxonomy places the organism in Eukaryota, Metazoa, Chordata, Actinopteri, Syngnathiformes, Syngnathidae. Gene Ontology annotation, biological process: L-histidine catabolic process. The record is from RefSeq and is a predicted model, not a curated record. Bases 48 to 2078 code for a protein of 676 amino acids. Gene Ontology annotation, molecular function: histidine ammonia-lyase activity. The transcript is spliced from 20 exons.
GUACCUUGUGGAGCUCUGCGACCCCCUCGGCACUCAGUGCGCCAGCCAUGCCUCGCUUCACCGUCCACGUCCGAGAUGAGUGGCUGACGGUGCCGUGCCGGGACAGCUCGUCCACCAUCCGCUGGCUCGGCCACGAAGCUCUCAAGCGCUACACCAAGAACAAGCCGGACAACGGCGGCCUCCCGGCGCUCAAGGACGCCCACUUGGUGGUGCGCAGGUGCCAGGGGCUCGGCCUGCUCGACGCCGACGACACCAUCGACGACGUCCUGGAGGAUAAUGACUUCGUCGAGCUGGCCAUCGAAGGCGACACCAUGUGUCCCGACUUCAUCCCGUGCGCGCCCGGAGUUUCCCAUCUCACAGCGGCUUACCGAGAACCUGAAGAUUCUAUUUGCCUGGAUGGCAACAGCCUGACCUCGACCGACUUGGUCAACUUGGGCAGAGGCCUCUACAAGAUAACGCUGGCCCCGGAGGCCGAGAGGAAAGUUGUGCAAUCCCGAGAGCUUUUGGACACCAUCGUCAAGGAAAACAAAGUCGUUUACGGGAUCACCACCGGUUUUGGCAAGUUUGCUCGAACCGUCAUUCCUGUCAGCAAACUCAAGGAGCUGCAGGAGAACCUGGUGCGCUCGCACUCAGCAGGGGUGGGCAACCCGCUGAGCCCGGAGAGGACCCGCAUGCUGCUGGCUCUGAGGAUCAACGUUCUGGCCAAAGGCCACAGCGGCAUCUCUCUGGAGACGCUUCACGCCAUGAUCCAGGCCUUCAACGCUUCCUGCCUCUCCUUCGUCCCCGAGAAGGGCACGGUGGGCGCCAGCGGAGACCUGGCGCCGCUCGCUCACUUGGCCCUGGGGCUGAUGGGCGAGGGCAAAAUGUGGUCCCCCAAGAGCGGUUGGGCCGACGCCAAAUACGUCCUGGAGGCCCACGGGCUAAAGCCAAUAUCGCUCAAGCCCAAAGAGGGCCUGGCUCUGAUCAACGGCACCCAGAUGAUCACCUCGCUCGGUGCGGAGGCCGUGGAGCGGGCCCAGGCCGUGGCCCGCCAGGCCGACAUCAUCGCCGCGCUCACCUUGGAGGUGCUGAAGGGAACCACCAAGGCCUUUGACAGCGGUGAGACAGCGCCCGCCUGCCUCAGCAGGUUGCCCGCCCGAGUGUCAAGGUGGGUUGUUUGCGCAGACAUUCACUCGCUGAGGCCCCACCCGGGACAAACGGAGGUGGCCCUGCGCUUCCGCUCGCUGCUGGACUCUGAUCAUCAUCCGUCCGAGAUUGCCGAGAGCCACCGCUUCUGCGACAGAGUCCAGGACGCUUACACCAUGCGUUGCUGUCCUCAGGUCCACGGCAUUGCCAACGACACCAUCCAGUUUGUCUUGAACAUCAUCAACACCGAAAUCAACAGCGCCACGGACAACCCCAUGGUGUUUGCCGAAAGAGGGGAGACCAUCUCGGGCGGCAACUUCCACGGCGAGUACCCGGCCAAGGCUCUGGACUUUCUGGCCAUCGGGAUCCACGAGCUGGCCUCCAUCAGCGAGAGGAGGAUCGAGAGGUUGUGCAACCCGUCGCUGAGCGAGCUGCCGGCCUUCCUGGUCAACGAAGGGGGGCUCAACUCGGGCUUCAUGAUCGCGCAUUGCACGGCUGCCGCUUUGGUUUCAGAGAAUAAAUCUUUGUGCCAUCCUUCCUCUGUGGACUCCUUGUCCACUAGCGCCGCCACGGAGGACCACGUCUCCAUGGGGGGCUGGGCAGCCCGCAAGGCCCUGAGGGUGGUAGAGCACGUGGAGCAAGUUCUGGCCAUUGAGCUGUUGGCGGCCUGCCAGGGCAUCGAGUUCCUCCGCCCGCUGCGCACCACCACGCCGCUGGAAAAGGUCUACGACCUGGUGCGCAGCGUGGUCAAGCCCUGGAUUAAGGACCGAUUCAUGUCCCCGGACAUCGAGGCCGUGCAUCGUCUCCUGCUGGACCAGAAGGUGUGGACCGUGGCCAAGCCUUACAUCGACAAAUAUCAGACGGAGUACAUCCCGGAAUCCCGUCCCGUCUCUCCGACCGCCUUCUCGCUGGAGUCGCCUCCGUCGCCCAGGAAGCGCUGUCGCCACGAAUGAAGGGCGCCAACCACUGGCUCAUAAUUGAGCCUUAAUGCAGGGUGGUCCUGUUUUGGGCGGCCCGCUUUUCCUCUGGCCUUAGUCACAAGCUGUCUGUCCGCUUACUUUUACUCACCUCCGCCGUCCGUCUGGGAGUCUGAUGGUAGCACCAAAGCGUUUGUUUUCUCCCCAUCCACGUUAUAGCGUGAUCGAAAUGGAGGGAAAUUCAAAUGGCGUCGGAGCACGUGAUGACGUCGGUCGUCUGGUUUUGCUGGAUGAAAAUGAAGAGGCGCUUUGGAGUCGAGCGCAUUUGCUCCCGUUUUCAUUGGUCAACAAUUCCAAAUUCAGUCAGCGUUGUCGUCGCGUGAGCGGCAUUUUGGUUCUCGUCUCGCCUGGCUCGCUGUCUGGCGUGCUAAAGUCUCCUCGACGGCGGCGGCGUUUGCUCCUAAUCUUGGGUGACGUCGUGGCUAUUCCCGUUCAGUUAGUAUGGCCUCACAUCUACCUCAGCCAUUGUACUUCGCUGUCCUUCCACUCUGAUAUUUCAAAUGCUGUUGUAUGAAAUGACUCAUCGGGGAUCAUGACUGUAUGUAGCCAGCAAAUACAACUUUGAAAAUAAUUGUGUCAAUGUGUGGUUUUGGCAGUUUAUUACUGAAUUCACAUUCAGAUUUUUCGCACUUAAAAGUGUCAUUUUUGGUCAGGGCCAGCAAACAAUUUACAAAUGACCUUACAUUGCAGAUUGAAUAUUCCAAAGUUUUAGACCAAAAAAUGCCAUUCAGUAUCUGUUCUUCAUUUCACACCUUUUGUCUUGGCUACACCGGCGAUGUGCUGUACAUGUCACUUUUCAAAAUGUAGAUUGCAGCAAAACGUCCAGUUUUUGUUUGUUUUGGGGCAGCAUGACAUCUAUGCAAGUUAGUAAGAAUUGUUUUGUGCUGAUGGUUUCUUUUCUGAGGAAUAAAAGU